Molecule: messenger RNA, 1242 nt
Organism: Dichomitus squalens LYAD-421 SS1
Lineage: Eukaryota; Fungi; Basidiomycota; Agaricomycetes; Polyporales; Polyporaceae
Exons: 5
Coding region: 1-1242 (413 amino acids)
Source: RefSeq, a predicted model, not a curated record
AUGGCUCGUAAUCCUUACUUCCAACUCCCCCACCUCGCACUGCCUUGGGAAGUCAUCGAGAACGUCAUUGAACAGUCUCGGAACGAAUCCCAGGUCCUGUACAACGUUUCGACUACAUGCCAUCAGCUGCGCCCUCGCAGCCUCUCUCUCCUCGUUGCCCACGUUAAGCUGAAAAGCGAGGGAAAGGUCCUUGCCUUCUGCGACUUCCUCCGUGGCAAGCCGUACCUGCAGCCUCUCGUCCGUUCAUUGGUCGUAUCGCCUACCGACUUUGCGCCCGUUCCACUACUUUCGCUCCUUCCUGGCCUCGGCGACAUCGUCCUCAUCACUCAUGGAUACGACGACACACGCAGAGAGGAGCGACCUACGACCUGUCUGAAUAAAUCUAUCCCUUGGUACUACAAACACGGGACGCGUAUCGAGACACUACACCUCUAUAACCUUUCCUUUUCUACAUGUUGCGCGUUCUCCAGAAUGCUCUCAGCAUUCACGUGCGUGAAGGAUCUCACCUGCAUGGACCUCCUUAUCAGGACGAAGGAAGGGAGCCACCCACUUCAAAUUCAAGGGAGUAAUCAACGUCUGGCAGAGCGACUGGCGCUGAGGGUGCUCACACUGGACUGGGAUGUGGAGGAAGCUGCGGUAGACUUGCUUCUGGAUCUAACCCGAAGCACCGUAGAGCGCCUGCUCUUGACAGUGCCGCAUAGUUACAAAUUUGUGGAUCCUGACGCCCAGUUGUAUUCCUUCUCGAAAGCUGCGGAUUGGAAACAACUACGAUUCCUGACGCUCCAACUGCUCUUCGAGCCCGAAAGCAUGCUGGAGGCCAUCGACUUCUUCGAUGCUUUUCAUCCUCCACACUUGCAAGGGGUCACAUGUCUUCUUUCAAGUGACCUAAUAUCUGUGCUAUACUGCACCAACGAAACGGAGGAAUCCGAGCUACCGUUCCAGGAGCUGGAACAAAUUCUGCUCGGAUUUGCGAAUCCGAAGAUCUCAUUAGCAGUGGACGGUCCACUACAUCCUCGCAGGCAACGAUUCUGGACACGAGAGCUUGGCCAGUAUUUUCCGACCCUGCUUGAGCGCAAUGCGGGACAUCAGGAAAACGUCACGGACUUGUACAGGUACUUGGGGUACUUGGCCAAGUACCUCAAGUAUCCCAAGUACCUCAAGUACCCCAAGUCCAAUGGACUUGGCCAAGUCGGGUGGGUCGACUUGGCCAAGUACCAGUUCACUGUGAGAUGUAUUGAAUAA